AUGGCGGCAGCAGUCACCCCACGCUCCCGGUACUCCAACGACGCUGUCGCUGCCUCCGAUGCGGCCCAGUCAUUCCCGUGGGAAGCGCCGGUGCCCGUCAACCCUUUCUGGGACAGCUUUGACUACUGCACAGCGCGCAACUUUCUGGGCAACUUCUCGGACCACGAGCUCGAACAGCUCCCCAUCGACCCGGACAGCACGGAUGACCAUGAAACCAAGCUCCGACUUCUCCUCCGUCUGCUCCAGGCGAAGAUAGCCCAGGAAGAAGCGGCCAGUUCUCCGGAGUCUCUGUACACGGCAGACUACGCCCGAUGGUACAGCCUCUGGCAGGGCGUGUACGUGUUUCAAGACAAGCUGGGCCUCCCGGAGGCGGAGCAGACCAUCCGCAUGCUCGUGGCGCGGCGGCCGGAAGGCUCGGAUGAUGUGAGGCCGCUUCAUAUACUUGCCGAGCACCUGGUCAAACUUGGAAAGUACAGAGAGGCCGAGGACACGGAGCGGCCAGUGUGCGCGUGGAUGGACGCGCGGCCGCACUUGGGCAAGAGCUCGCCGCAGGCUAUCAACGCGCGCAGGAUCAUCGCGAGGGCUCUCUGGGGCCAAGGACCCCCCAGGCGAGCUGAAGCCAAGGCACUUCUGGCGGAGAUUGCGGAGAUUGUCAACAAUAUGGGCGGCAGUAGAUUCGGUGCAUAUCAGGAAGAAGAGAGACAAUUGAACCGCGCCCUGAUGGCUGAGCUGGGAAACCCCGUGCUCGGAGAGUGA
Molecule: messenger RNA, 756 nt
Organism: Thermothielavioides terrestris NRRL 8126
Lineage: Eukaryota; Fungi; Ascomycota; Sordariomycetes; Sordariales; Chaetomiaceae
Exons: 1
Coding region: 1-756 (251 amino acids)
Molecular function (GO): protein binding
Source: RefSeq, a predicted model, not a curated record